AUGGCUGUCUACUCCAAGGACAGAAAGCUCAACGCCAACCUCAAGAGGCUGGACGAGCAGCACAAGGAUGCCAGACGGUCGGCCAAGGACACAGAGAUCCUGCUCCAGGAGGAUGCCGGGUUUCUGGAGGCCGAGGGAAUGGAGAAAACGUACAAGUUCAAACAAGACGAUAUAGUGAAGGAGGUUGAUGCGGGCACAGCCAACAAACGGUUCGAGCUGCGGCUCGAGCAAUUUGGUCCGUACACGCUAGACUACUCCAGAAACGGGCGCGACUUGCUGAUCGGCGGAAAGAAGGGCCAUGUGGCUUCGUUCGACUGGAGACAAGGCAAGCUCGACUGCGAGCUCCAUCUCAACGAAACCGUCCAUGCGGUCAAGUAUUUGCACAAUAACCAGUACUUUGCCGUCGCGCAGAAGAAGUACGUGUUUAUCUACGACAAGACGGGAAUGGAAUUGCACAGACUCAAACAACACAUCGACUCCACGCUGUUGGACUUUCUGCCGUACCAUCUCCUGCUCACCACGGCAGGAAACACCGGGUUUUUGAAGUACCACGACGUUUCCACGGGUGAUCUCGUGGCCGAACACCGCACUAAGCUCGGACCCACUCAAUGUAUGCGUCAGAAUCCAUGGAACGCCGUGAUGCAUCUGGGCCAUGCCAACGGACAGGUGACUCUGUGGUCGCCCAGCAUGCCCACUCCUCUGGCCAAAAUCAUGGCGUGCCGUGGUCCCGUCAGAGACAUCGCCAUCAACAGAGACGGCCGCCACAUGGUUGUUGCCGGCGCAGACAAGACGCUCAAGCUCUGGGACAUCCGCAACUUCAAGGAGAUCGACUCGUACUACACCCCGACCCAGGCCAACACGGUGGACAUCUCGGACAAGGGACUUGUUUCUGUGGGGUGGGGGCCCCACAUCACCAUCUGGAACUUCCUCAAACAACGUCAGAACUCGCCAUAUAUGAAUCACAUGAUUCCUUCGUCUCAGAUCCAAACCACCAGGUUUGUGCCGUUUGAGGAUAUUCUCGGAUGCGGCCACAACAAGGGUAUCUCAUCGGUGAUUGUUCCAGGCUCCGGAGAAGCCAACUUCGAUGCCCUGGAAAUCAACCCGUACGAGACCGCCAAACAGAGACAACAGUCCGAGAUCCGGUCGCUGCUCAAUAAAUUGCAACCGGACAUGAUCACAUUGGACCCGAACGUGAUUGGAAGCGUUGAUAAAAGAGCCUCGGCAAAAAGACUCACUCCAAAAGACCUGUCUGACUUGCAACCAGCCAAACCAGUCAACGAGGUGGACUCAAAGAUUAAGCCAGAAGUCAAGGGAAAGAACUCCACCAUCCGUAAGGCGAAGAGAAAAUUGCGCCAGAACGUGAUUAACGAGCGUGCUAAACGUAUAGAGCGUGCUCUGGAUAAAGAAAAGAACCUCAGAAAGCAAAAACACGAUUUUGCUAAAGGCAUUGAGCCCAAGAAAGAUACGCUACAUGGUGCUCUCGGUAGAUUUAAUUGA
This is a messenger RNA of Ogataea philodendri, 1497 nucleotides long. RefSeq lists its product as uncharacterized. Gene Ontology annotation, cellular component: 90S preribosome; small-subunit processome; nucleolus. Gene Ontology annotation, molecular function: protein binding. Bases 1 to 1497 code for a protein of 498 amino acids. The record is from RefSeq and is a predicted model, not a curated record. Gene Ontology annotation, biological process: maturation of SSU-rRNA from tricistronic rRNA transcript (SSU-rRNA, 5.8S rRNA, LSU-rRNA). The transcript has a single exon. Lineage: Eukaryota; Fungi; Ascomycota; Pichiomycetes; Pichiales; Pichiaceae.